Trypanosoma brucei brucei TREU927 is the source of this 552-nucleotide messenger RNA. RefSeq lists its product as hypothetical. The transcript has a single exon. NCBI's taxonomy places the organism in Eukaryota, Euglenozoa, Kinetoplastea, Trypanosomatida, Trypanosomatidae. Bases 1 to 552 code for a protein of 183 amino acids. The record is from RefSeq and is a predicted model, not a curated record.
AUGCACUUGAAGGAGUGUCCACCAGCGUCAUCGGUGGGGUGGCUGCGCCCUUCGUUGACCAUCUACAUGUUUGGGUCGAAAUCACUGGCGUUGUCGUCUGCUGUAUUCGUGUUGGAUUGCUUUACGAUGGGGCGGAAGCAACGACUCCUCUCAGCAGUGGUAAAUGUUCCUCUGACGUUGCGUCUGAUGCUGUAUUUCUCAGCUUCAUACAAGGGGGAGGAACCGAGAUUACCACCAUCUACAUGUGUUCUUGGGUCUUCACAGGGCAACAAUUUUCUUCUUUUACCCGGCGCCUUUGCGGAGAGUGGCUGCACCACGUUCUUCCCAGGUCGAGAGGGCUUAAUGAGUGAAUUACAGGAUGAAUUGUGGCUACAGUUGCCGUCGAGGCUACUGAUUUUAGCUAGAUUAGAUUUAGCGAACUUUUUAUUUGCAGUUGUAGGUCGUUUGCCGAAUAGUGGGAUCAACCUCUUUCAGCAAAGGCCCCCUUCAUCACUGGCAGUUUUACCCAAACGUUGCAUGGGCAUGACUCUUGUUGCCCUUACAACGUUGUAA